AUGUUCUACAGCCAUGAAAUUCUCACCUCGCCGGAGCAUGGUGUCGCGACAAUAUGGCUAGUCGCAACUCUGGGCUCCCGGUCCAUUGCCAGAAGACUGAACCGAAAAGCCAUCCAGGACGUUGAUGUCCCCAAUGCAUGCCGAGUUAUCAUCAAUCCCGAUGCACCCAUGGCCCUUCGACUGCAGGGGAGCUUGCUGUACGGUGUCUCUCGAGUGUACAAUCAACAGUGUGGGUACACGCUUCUCGACACACAGGCGAUGCAUGACAAGAUGGUCUCCAAGUUGAAGAUCAUCCCGGGGAGUGGACUUGAUCCCGCUGCCGGACAGACCAGGCCCAGCAAUCUAAUCCUACCAUACGACCCAUCUUUCCUGCCCGAGACAGCUCUCCCGGGACUUGAGAUCGACUUGUCCUACUUCACUGCCACUUCGGAUGAUGACUUGAGCCAACUCAGUGGUCUCUGGACCAAGUCGCCCAAUAAUAGCUUGUCUGGCACUUCACAACUUUCAAGCCUGCACCUUGAUCUCCCAUCGGAUGAUAUCCUGGGAGACGGUACUAUCCUAGGGAUUGAUGAGAUCAAUAGGUCUGCGCAGAAACAAGAUGCUUUCGCCAACAUGACCGGGCUAGGAUUAGGCAAUGAAGAGGGCGUACUUCUUCAACCUGACUUUGAAUUUGACGAGGAUGGCAAUAUCAUCGAGCUCGGUGCCAGAGAGAAGUCCCCUCACCCUCAUGCAAGGAAGUCUAGCGUUGGUCCGAGGGAAAGCGAAGGACCGGUAAACGACCAACAACGCCAGCUCAAUGAAGACUCGAUGCAGAUUGACAACGAAGAAGUUAGAGUAGCCGAGACCGACAACAUGGCGGAGCUCAAUACCCAGACCGCAGGCCUCGCCAUUCUCCAGACAAAUGAAGGCCGGGAGGGGGUUGAAGAAACAAUUGAAAUCGAGGCAACCGGGACCCGGCGGGUCAGGCGUCCAAAGGAAAUUAUCUCCGACGAUACCACGGCGCUUCGAAACAUGACGCUGGCCCAAUGGAACAAUGAAUACGUUGCGAACAUGACCCAAGCACUGAAGCAAAAGCAGCAAAAUAAGAUUCCAACCAUUUCCAAGAAGAACGCUGCUUUCUGGGUUUUCGGUCAGGGAAUCGGCUCGGUUGGGGUUGGACUGGGAAUGGACCAUGAACCGCAUCCGCUCAACCUAUACUCGGGCGAUGAUCUACUUGAAGCUGUCGGUGGAUAUACUCAGAGAAAAAGGCGAAAGCGCAGUGCAGAUGACGAUGACGGUGAGAUUUCAGAAGGACGUCGAGUACGCGCGAGAAACGAACAAACAGAUCAUCUCAGCCGUGAGAACAUCGACCGCCUCAACAUGGAAGUUGAAGUCGGCCGUGAUGCCCCUUCGAGUCUGAUUGAUGACCACUCGUCGCAAAUGCCAUGGAACAUCACCGCUUCUAUUCAAAGCUCUCGGCAAAGACAUCGAUUCGGCAGUGUCAGCGAGCUUUCUUCUCAAGGACGCAAGGCCCGCAGUCGUCUUACCAGCGCCAGUCCACUCGCCGGGCGCAGCUAUCUGGGGGGACAAGACCGACCUAGCGUCGAGCUCCUGGGCGAUUUCGCAGACGACCUAGAUCUUACCCGUUAUCUUGAAGGCGAGCUUGCGACAGACCGCGAGAAUAUCAGCUCACUCUCGCCAAGCAAGCGCUCUGCUCUCGAACGUGCCAAGUUAACUCUUGAUCGGGAAAGCUUGAAUUUCAUAGAGUUCAUGAAGACCAAGAUGGGUACUGCUAACGAUGACAACGCAAGAAACACACGAAGCCCGAACAGCAACAUGUUCAACAUGUCCAGCCCGGUCGUGGCCAGUCACGGUCAGACCACAUUCGGGAGCCUUCUUCCUCCUGAGAGUACGACGCGAGCUGUCGCGACCCAGGCUUUGAUGAAUGUUCUCACUCUCGCUACGAAAGGUGUACUGCAUGUCCACCAAAACGCAUACAUUGACGAGAGCACGGAGUGGGCAGUCCGCUAUCGCUAUGGUGAGAUUUCCCUGCGACUAGCCGGUAUCUGA
Molecule: messenger RNA, 2049 nt
Organism: Penicillium verrucosum
Lineage: Eukaryota; Fungi; Ascomycota; Eurotiomycetes; Eurotiales; Aspergillaceae
Product: Rad21/Rec8 N terminal domain protein
Exons: 6
Coding region: 1-2049 (682 amino acids)
Biological process (GO): replication-born double-strand break repair via sister chromatid exchange; synaptonemal complex assembly; mitotic sister chromatid cohesion
Cellular component (GO): synaptonemal complex; cohesin complex
Molecular function (GO): chromatin binding; protein binding
Source: RefSeq, a predicted model, not a curated record